CGGAGGAAACAAAGACGCCAUGUUCCAGAGGAUUCGAGAAUGGUUGUCACUGAAAAAUUACCAAUAUCAAGUAACUACUGGCAUCUACAUGCUGGAGCCUUGGGAGAGGACGAUUUUUAAUGCAACACUGGUGACAAUCCUAGGGAUGUCUGUAUAUUCUACAUAUGCUUAUUUACCAGCUUAUAUUUACAAUGUCCUUGCAUACUUUGGUUAUGUUGAAGAUUCCUAAUCUCUUGGCUCUUGGCUUCACCAUGAUAGCAGCAAGACUGUUCAAAGUAUUAUAAAAGUUUAUGCUCAAGAAGAGACUAAGAUUCAUUGCCAGUUUUACAUCAAGAUGAACACAACAAUAUACUAUGCAAUCGUGAAAGAAACUUAAGAAGUCAAUGCAAAAAGAGGAUGUAUCAAAGAAUCAAUUGCAGAUGAUUGUUUCAAACAUGGAGUUAAAAAAUCUUAAAUGUAAUGUGCAUGGAACAAUUUACCAAUCCACUGCAACUGUAAAGGCCAAAAUAUGUUUUGUUGUUAUAAUUUAAAAUCAGAUUUGUUGGGUAAAUUUAGAAAGAAACUGUGGUGCUGCAUCAGUGGGAGAGUAUGAUAGGGUAAUUUGGUGUUAUCAACUGGGUUGAUAAUGUAAAUUGGCCACCAUAAAGAGUGUCAAGGCUGAUAUUUUUGAGUGUUAGCCCUUCAUCAUUUGCUCUUACAAAGGGCCAACACUUGAAUCAUCAGCUUUUAAACUCUUUAUAGUGGCCAAUUUAGGUUAUUAACUGAAUUAAUAUUACUAAAUUACCAUGAAAUAAAAUACUUCCUUAUGUGUUA
This is a messenger RNA of Pocillopora verrucosa, 813 nucleotides long. Its product is annotated as serine palmitoyltransferase small subunit A. Gene Ontology annotation, molecular function: serine C-palmitoyltransferase activity. Gene Ontology annotation, cellular component: serine palmitoyltransferase complex. Lineage: Eukaryota; Metazoa; Cnidaria; Anthozoa; Scleractinia; Pocilloporidae. Gene Ontology annotation, biological process: ceramide biosynthetic process. The record is from RefSeq and is a predicted model, not a curated record.